UACAAUAGUAAUUUAAGUAAAGGAGUUUCCUCAUCAUUUCACCUUUAAAAAAAUAAUAGGAAGCUGUAAAAACGGACAGUAGAUAAAAAUAUGGUAAAAUCCGUGUUAAUAAUUUAAUUCAAUCGGAUUUAUUAAGCGAAUUGAGGAACUAUUUUAUAAUAGCAAUAAUUUCUAUGAAGUUAUAGUAAUAUUCUUACCGCCCAGGACAUCCGGGCCAUCAGAGGGCAGCACUGAGACCUGGUUGAGUUUAUUUAAAUUCAGGGAUUUUUAUCAUUCUAACUGGAGUAAACCACCAGCCGUGAGUGUUUGGGAUAUACGCCUGUGUAUGUGACCCAGAGGAUCAAACUGAACCUAAACAGAACCGUUUUCUCUGGUUAAAAAAAUGCAUCCGAUCCGAGUGUCGAUCCCAUCGUUCCGUUCGGAGAACAGUUCUGCUGAGAAAGGAUUCACGGUCUUUAAAAUUGACGUACUGGUGAAUGGCAGAUUGCACAGUGUUGAGAAACGCUACAGUGAAUUCCACGCUUUGCACAAAAUGCUGAAAAAAAGCAUAAAACCUCCAGAAAUCCCUUCGAAGCAUGUCAGAAACUGGGUCCCCAAAGUUCUGGAGCAGAGGAGGCAAGGCUUGGAGCUCUACCUGCAGACUGUAAUUAUGGAAAAUGAGGUCCUCCCGAAGAUAUUCCUGGAUUUCCUAAACAUCCGCCAUUUUCCUUCAGUGCCAAAAACAGAAAGCUGCGGCUCCUUUGACACAGAAUCUGUGGAAUCAAGACUGUCUCAUCAGCCAGUCAUGGUGUAUCUCAGAGAUCCAUACCUGCUGCCCUCUGCACACGAUACAUUCUCCAACGUUGUGAUUGAAGGCGUGGUGCACGGAGUUUUUUACCCUGACCUUCAGCCAAGGUAGAGCCUCUGAGAGCUGGAGGGCACGUCACCAUAAAACGGAUGCUUCCCACCAGCUUUGGUGUGCGCCAGGAAGAACAUAUUACAAGAUAACCUGAGCCUCAUUUUUUUUGCUCACAGGCAUACAAUGAAAACCCCAUAAUUAUUUAGAUUUUUUAACUGAAAUGAUAGCUGGAUGAAUCACUACAUUUUAUACAUCUACACUAACUUAUGUUUUGCUAAUUUUUCCAUGUGAUUUUCACUUUAAAACUGUUUUAAAAUGUAAACUCUAUAAGAAAUAGUCUGAUAGGUAAAUCUAAAUAGUUGCAGUAAAUUACCUGAGAAUUAGUACUUUUAGUAGGAAAGUGAUAAACAAGUAUGAUUUAUGAGGCUUAUCCAUCUAGGGAAGGAUUCAGUAGAAAUGUUCAGAAGUUAGUGCAUUUAUCUUGGAAGGUAAUUGCCUUGGGGAUUGAACAGAGGGUCUAAAUACUUACAUGUAUUUCUUGUUAUUUGUCAUGAAGGAGCCAGUUGAGGGAGAACAGCAGGAAUGAUGUGACCGCUUUCUUUGCAGGACGGAAGUCUGUCCCUGCAUUCUGGUGACGCUGACAGCAAAGUGGCGCGUUUAAAUAUAGAUCCUGCAGGGAUGUGGACCUUUAUCUGUGGUUAUAAAUGUUUUCUCAGAUACUGAAUGAGCUGCUCAGUGCCAAGUAGUCGUGAGCUGGAGGUUUUUAGAUAAGCAGGCAGUUUAAAACUAAACUACAACAUCUUUUAAAUAUGUGUUGUAAUCUAACUAACAUAAAUGUUGCCUUUAUAGAAAUUGCUAUUAUACCAGCUUUGUGAAAUAAAUGGAUUAAGACUUAGUUCCUUGUACAGAACCUGAUACAUAAAACUCCCUUAUCAAAUAUUGGCACCCCCCUGGUAAAAAGCCUUCAAAUAAGUGGUCGUUAUGGGGACUUCUACAUCUCAUGGGGUCUUUCUUAACCUCUUAACUUUUGCUUGACCUUAUUUUAUGGUUGUUUAUUUUCUCUUUACACAGAUUUCCUAGGUGUGCAAAUGUUUGAACAUUUUUAGCUUUGGUUUCUGCUGCCUGCUGACGAUUUACAAACCUUAAUGAGAUCAUAGUGAACCUGCUUGGCAUCUGUUUCAAAGCAGAGGUUGCCACUCUAUCAAUAAGUAAAAUAAAAUCAAAACUCCUGAGGUCACAGUACUUAAGAAUAGUGUUUUAUGGCUUGUCAGUGUAACUAAUUUAUUUUCUAUUACAAUUUAUGGCAUGAACCUAAAACAAGACUUUUUACUGUGAGAGAAAAACAAAAGGGACAGCCUAUAUACUCACUUGAAUAUUCAGUCACAUUUUUUUAUUUUUAGUUGUCAGCUAUGCAAAACAGGUUUUGAGCUGUUACUGUGAAGCUGCUUCUGUACCAAUCCCAUCUUUGUAGCUGUGGGUUAAAGUAUAUUUCUACACAGACUCAAAUCAUUUUCUGUUUUUUCUUCCUAAAAACCAGCAUUUAGACUAACUUCAGUCAUGUUGCAUUAAAAAGAAAAAGGCUAAUAUACCCUCAAUUGGCCAAUUGUGGAGUUAUUGUUGGAGUCGAGAUGCAAAGGGUGCUUUGUUUUAUCGUGAGUUUUUGAAAAGUUGGCAACUGGAAAUACUUGCAGCCAGUAACGUGUUGUGCAAUAUAAGGCAAGGCAACUACUUCUUAUUGUUCUGUGCAAGCUAUCCGCUACAGCUGUGAAACUACAGCGUGUUGCAAGUGACUUUGUUUGAACAGCAGUCGAUGAUCAGUGGUCUAAUCUGUUUUUUUUUUUCUCAGCUGGAUCUUCAUUUCUCAACAGUGAAACACAAGAUAUUUUUGAAUUAGUCAAAUUAAGUUAAAUAAAUCAUUAUCUAAAGGCACAUGAUGAGUAUUUAUUUGUAUGUAUUUAUUGUGUAACUCUGAGCGUGUCGUGUCUGUACCAUAAUACCAAACUACAAUAAACCCUGAAUCUACUGUUGCACACUAAAAUAUUCUUUGUAACAUACAAACACUAAUAAAAUCAUGAUUUACA
Girardinichthys multiradiatus is the source of this 2919-nucleotide messenger RNA. RefSeq names its product sorting nexin 24 (gene snx24). The record is from RefSeq and is a predicted model, not a curated record. Gene Ontology annotation, molecular function: phosphatidylinositol phosphate binding. The transcript is spliced from 7 exons. The coding region runs from base 383 to 898 and encodes 171 amino acids. NCBI's taxonomy places the organism in Eukaryota, Metazoa, Chordata, Actinopteri, Cyprinodontiformes, Goodeidae.